CUCACGUGUGUCUUCACAACGGCCUCGAGCUGGAGUCAGCCAAUCAGACGUGAAUACCGGAGCUCCAGGUCAGCAUCGAAGGUUUCCUGGCGUGUUUGCUCGCGCUCCGAACUUCUCGACGAGGAGGCCCAGAGACAACAUGGGGAAGCUCAAUUUCUAUGUCCUCUGGUCUCUGCGUGACGCUCCCCGGCAGUUCAGCAGCAAGGCCAACCGACGGUGCUUUCAGGUCCACGUCCCACUGCCUCUUCCCAAACACCUGGUUAUAUUUGGCCUUGGAGAAUGGAAAUGCAGUGAAACGACGAUAUCUGUAAAUGUUGUGGUCAGUGCACAAGUGCCAGCCCAGAAAAUCGGGACCCUGUCUUCACAAGCAAGGUGCCUGACCUGGGAGGGUGACUGGAGCGAUGACAUUGUCACAGAGGCAGCAGAGAAGGGCAGGAGAGGAGUUUAUGGCAAGAUUGUGCUCACAAUGUGUGGAGAGCUGCAGGAUAAAGCCAGUGUCUUCAGCAGUACUCCUCUGGUUCAAAGGAAGUGCUUGUUCCCAGAACAACACAACGCCACUGAUCUCUCUAAUCGCACAUUACAAAGCACUGCAAAUGAAACGAUAACUACCGACACCUCACAUUUGGGUGACAGUGUCUGCUAUGCUGAGAUCCAAGUAAAUAAAAUACACACCAGUGAGACCACCAUGGGAAAUAAGCCCCCAGUUUGGCCUACGAUAGCUACCAACGCCUCGCAGAUAAUUGCCGACACCUCGCACUUGGGUGAUAGUGUUUUCUGUGCUGAGAUCCAAGUAAAUAAAAUGGACACCAGUGACUCCACCAUGGGGAAUAAGCCCCCAGUUUGGCCUACGCCUAAGACACCCAGACGGACAGUUAUUAGCAAGAGAGGCCACCUGACCUGGAGCUCCGAGGACAUAGACCAGGCUUCAACACCUAAGAAAAUGAGGAUGAACAGCCACGAUGAAAUGACAGGGCAGAUAAAGAAUUACAACAGAGAAGUUUCAGUGUGUCCAUCAAAGCGCUGGAGCCACACGAUGUGUCUCAGUGAUCCAGACACAGCCAUCCUCAUUGGAGGAGAGACAGCGGAUCAAACCUACUGCCGGGACUCCCUGUGGAAGCUCGAGUUAGACAACGACUUCUGGUUUCCCAUGAAUUCCUCUGCUUCUGAACCCAUACCCCCAUGUGCUCGAGGACACUCUGCGACCUAUGACACAGACUCCAAGUGUGUCUUCGUUUACGGAGGCCUGAGGGAGGGUCAUCGCUACAGCGAGCUGUACAUCCUCAGUACUCUGACCUGGAAGUGGAAGCUUGUCACUGCAAAAGGAAAUGUUCCAAAUUUGGCAUAUCAUUCUGCAGCGUUUUAUAAGAGAGAACUUUUUGUCUUCGGUGGAGUUCAGCAGAGCCAUUCCUCUGGGGAAAAACCCUGCAGUAAUGCUCUGUACAUCUUCAACCCAGAGUUUGAACUCUGGUACCAGCCAAUUGUGGAGGGGGAAAGACCUCUUCCUCGGUUUGGACACUCAGCCACACUGAUGUCGCAGAAGUUGGUAAUAUUUGGUGGACGGAAGACUGCUACCUAUCUUAAUGAUCUCCACGUUCUAGAUCUGGGAUUCAUGGAGUACACAGCUGUGAAGUGUGGGAACAUGCCACCGCUGCCUCGAGGACUUGUGGGACCAGACAAAUGUCAGCCAUGGAAAUCUAAAAGAGGCUGUAUCCCGGAGGCAAUGAGGUCACUUAUCAUCCGAACCUGGGCACGUUUCUUCGGAUCUGCUGGAAGAAGCCGAGGUCCUGGCCUAGUCUCAUCGAUGUACUGGAUCACUGCCAGCUGUGUCCCACUUAAAGUUGGCCGCUUGUGCUACUCCUCCUCAGUGCCUACCACCAAGCUAUUUAUUGAUGGGAAGUUUGUUGAAUCGAAGUCUUCAGAAUGGCUUGAUAUUCACAACCCUGCUACAAACGAGGUGAUCUCUCGUGUACCCAAAGCCACCCAGGAGGAGAUGUUGGCUGCCGUGGACUCGUGCUCCAGAGCCUAUCGCUCCUGGUCAGAGACCUCCAUCUUGGCUCGACAGCAGGUCUUUCUUCGCUAUCAGCAACUUAUCAAGGACAACAUUAAAGAACUUGCCAAGUCCAUCACAGUGGAACAAGGCAAGACCCUUGCAGAUGCAGAGGGGGAUGUGUUCAGAGGAUUGCAGGUUGUAGAGCAUGCCUGCAGCAUCACCUCUCUGAUGCUUGGUGAGACCAUGCCCUCCGUCACCAAGGACAUGGACAUCUACAGCUACCGCCUGCCUCUUGGAGUGUGUGCUGGCAUUGCUCCCUUCAACUUCCCUGCCAUGAUCCCUCUAUGGAUGUUCCCAAUGGCCAUGGUGUGUGGCAACACCUAUCUACUGAAGCCGUCGGAGCGGGUGCCAGCCUGUGCCAUGCUGCUGGUCAAGAUGCUGCAGGAUGCCGGUGCUCCAGAUGGGUCACUCAAUGUUAUCCACGGCCAACACGAUGCGGUGAAUUUCAUCUGUGACCAUCCCGCCAUCAAGGCCAUCAGCUUUGUGGGUUCAAAUCAAGCUGGGGAGUAUAUCUACGAGAGGGGCUCUAAAAAUGGCAAGAGAGUCCAGUCGAACAUGGGAGCCAAAAACCAUGGUGUGGUGAUGCCUGAUGCCAACAAGGAGAACACUCUGAACCAGCUUGUGGGUGCAGCGUUCGGGGCAGCGGGACAGCGUUGCAUGGCUCUGUCCACCGCUAUCCUGGUGGGCGAAGCACGGAGCUGGCUGCCGGAGCUGGUGGAGCGAUCCAAAGCUCUGCGCGUCAACGCAGGAGACCAGCCUGGUGCAGACGUGGGGCCUCUGAUCUCUCCCCAGGCCAAGAACAGAGUCUGCAGUCUUAUCCAGAGUGGGCUGGAUGAGGGAGCUACGAUACUCCUGGAUGGCCGAAAUGUCAACGUAAAGGGCUACGAGCAUGGCAACUUCGUUGGUCCAACCAUUAUCAGUAAUGUCAAACCUGACAUGAAGUGCUACACAGAAGAGAUCUUUGGGCCUGUGUUGGUUGUCCUAGAGGCAGACACUCUGGAUGAUGCUAUCAGUUUGGUCAACAGGAACCCCUAUGGCAACGGCACAGCUAUCUUCACCACAAAUGGCGCCACUGCACGCAAAUACACGCAUGAGGUGGAUGUUGGCCAGAUCGGAGUCAAUGUUCCCAUCCCGGUCCCACUGCCUAUGUUCUCCUUCACUGGAUCAAGAGGAUCCUUCAGAGGGGACACGAACUUCUACGGAAAACAAGGCAUCCAGUUCUACACACAAAUCAAAACUGUAACUUCACAAUGGAAAGCUGAAGAUGCCACCUUGAAAAGUCCAGCAGUUACCAUGCCAACAAUGGGACGCUAAAAACUCAGCGCUGUUGUUCAGUCAGAUAAACAAGACGCACUUCUUUCACAUAGGAAACUAUAUUUUUAAAGAUUUUAUAUUAGAUUCUUAAAAAUAAAAAUCUGUACAGAUGAGGAAAUAUUGUUGGAUCAAUGUAAAAUACACCAAUGUUGAAACACCUGACUCAGUGUAGUGUCUGUAAUCCCUAUGAAUGAAGGUUUCCAUGGA
This is a messenger RNA of Acanthopagrus latus (yellowfin seabream), 3571 nucleotides long. Its product is annotated as methylmalonate-semialdehyde dehydrogenase [acylating], mitochondrial-like. Gene Ontology annotation, biological process: L-valine catabolic process; thymine catabolic process. Gene Ontology annotation, cellular component: mitochondrion. The transcript is spliced from 25 exons. Bases 140 to 3364 code for a protein of 1074 amino acids. The record is from RefSeq and is a predicted model, not a curated record. NCBI's taxonomy places the organism in Eukaryota, Metazoa, Chordata, Actinopteri, Spariformes, Sparidae. Gene Ontology annotation, molecular function: protein binding; malonate-semialdehyde dehydrogenase (acetylating, [NAD(P)+]) activity; methylmalonate-semialdehyde dehydrogenase (acylating, NAD+) activity.